Messenger RNA from Patiria miniata (bat star), 1143 nucleotides. Its product is annotated as neuropeptides capa receptor-like. Gene Ontology annotation, biological process: G protein-coupled receptor signaling pathway. Gene Ontology annotation, cellular component: plasma membrane. The record is from RefSeq and is a predicted model, not a curated record. The transcript has a single exon. Bases 1 to 1143 code for a protein of 380 amino acids. Gene Ontology annotation, molecular function: G protein-coupled receptor activity. Lineage: Eukaryota; Metazoa; Echinodermata; Asteroidea; Valvatida; Asterinidae.
AUGGGAGCAGGAAUAACAUCAGUUGAGUGCAGUGAACAGGAUACUGUCAAUAUCAGUCAGGAGGCAGUUUCUUCGUGGCUAUACACUCCCUUGGAUGUCUCCAUUAAGACCAUCGUCUUACCUAUCAUCUGGUGUCUUGGUAUCAUCACUAACUUGACUUUUCUAUUUGUCAUUGUCCGUGUUCCCAAACUGAGAUCAGAUACCAACAUAUACUUGGCACACUUGUCACUUGCUGAUCUUCUCUACUCGAGUAUGGCGUCCGCAUACCACAUAAGGAGUUACACUGCAUCCGUCGUGGCAUUUCACGAUCCCUUCGUGAAUUCUGCCCAGUGUGUCAGUUUUUUUACCGUGAUGAAUACUGGCUACUUUGCAUCCAUUGCUUUAGUUACCAUGGUAUCUUUCGAGAGAUUCCUCGCCCUGUGCCAUCCCAUUAAACAUCUCAAAAUCCGCGGAAGAAGACGCACCCGUAGAAUGAUUGCAAUCUGCUGGCUGGUGGGGUUUUUGUUUUCCGCUUCAACAUCUCCGGACAUUCUAGUUCUCAACGUACGUUGUCUCCAAUGGCCCGAUGUGGACGCCUUUCUAGACUACCCAUCCAGCUAUUUGUACUGUGGACCUGUAUCACCUCGGGUAAACUACUUCAUUCCGCCCCUACUGAAUCUCCCCUGGAUCAUGGCAAUGGUGGCUAACGUUUCCAUGUAUGUAAGAAUCUUACAAAUGCUCAACAAACGCACCUCCAACCAAAAUAUUACAGUAAACACAGAUCAUGAUGCAACUCGUAUCCGAAAUCAUGUGGCGAAAAUGCUGGUCGCUAACGGCACUGUGUUCUUCUUAUGUCAGGCCCCAUAUCGCAUCUUCAGCCUGUCUAGAUGGAUCUGUCUUCUGGCUCAGAUUCCUGAUCCAUUUCGGGCUGCAUUAGGAUCAGAAAUCACAUGGAUAUCCCUUGUUCCCCAGUACAUCAAUGCAAUGGUUAAUCCGUUGAUCUACGGUGCCGUGAACCCCGCGUACCGUUCUGCGAUCAGAGUGGCGUUCAAGUGCAAAGGCCAAGCCAGAAGGCAAAACGCAUCUCUCUCUGUAAUGCGUGCACCAAAACAGAAUAACACAACAGCCUUAGCCAUAGACGAGAACAUCGAAACCAGACUGUGA